Messenger RNA from Octodon degus (degu), 2916 nucleotides. RefSeq names its product F-box protein 31 (gene Fbxo31). The record is from RefSeq and is a predicted model, not a curated record. The transcript has 10 exons. Lineage: Eukaryota; Metazoa; Chordata; Mammalia; Rodentia; Octodontidae. Bases 126 to 1352 code for a protein of 408 amino acids.
CUGCAGUAGCUGGGACCACAGAGUACGGCGUUUGUGAGAACUUGCGGAAGCUGGAGAUCACAGGCGUGUCCUGCCGGGAUGUCUAUGCCAAGCGUAUAAACCCGCGCGUGAAGUCGGGGCGCUUCAUGAGAAUCCUUCCUGACUACGAGCACAUGGAGUACAGGGACGUGUACACCUGCCUGCUCCAUCGAUACCGACACAUUUUGGGAUUGUGGCAGCCAGACAUUGGGCCGUACGGAGGGCUCCUGAACGUGGUGGUGGAUGGCCUGUUCAUCAUCGGCUGGAUGUACCUGCCACCCCACGACCCCCACGUGGAUGACCCCAUGCGGUUCAAGCCUUUGUUUCGAAUCCACCUGAUGGAGCGGAAGUCAGCCACAGUGGAAUGCAUGUACGGCCACAAGGGGCCCCACAAUGGCCACAUCCAGAUAGUGAAGAAGGACGAGUUCUCCACCAAGUGCAACCAGACGGACCACCAUAGGAUGUCGGGAGGGCGGCAGGAGGAGUUCCGGACAUGGCUGAGGGAGGAGUGGGGCCGCACGCUGGAGGACAUUUUCCACGAGCACAUGCAGGAGCUCAUCCUGAUGAAGUUCAUCUACACCAGUCAGUACGACAACUGCCUGACCUACCGCCGGAUCUACCUCCCGCCCAGCCACCCUGACGACCUCAUCAAGCCUGGCCUCUUCAAGGGCACCUAUGGCAGCCAUGGCCUGGAGAUCGUGAUGCUCAGCUUCCACGGCCACCGUGCUAGGGGCACCAAGAUCACGGGGGACCCCAACAUCCCCGCCGGGCAGCAGACGGUGGAGAUUGAUCUGAGGCACCGCAUCCAGCUGCCUGAUGUCGAGAAUCUCCGCAACUUCAACGAACUCUCGCGAAUCGUCCUGGAGGUCGGUGAGCAGGUGCGGCAGGAGCAGCAGCGGGAGGCCGGUGAGGAUCCUGUGCUGGCCCAGGAGCAGCCGGCCAGGGAGGCAGAGGCGGGGCCUGGUGAGGACGGCGGCGGGAAGCCUUCGGAUGGAGCAGAUGGAGCGGCUGCGGCUGAGCAGCCCGACCAGUCCAGCAAGGGGCAGCCCUUCGUGCUGCCCAUGGGUGUGAGCUCAAGGAACGAGGACUACCCCCGCAGCUGCCGCAUGUGCUUUUAUGGCACAGGCCUCAUCGCUGGCCAUGGCUUCACCAGCCCAGAGCGCACACCAGGCGUCUUUAUCUUGUUCGAUGAGGACCGCUUUGGGUUCAUUUGGCUGGAGCUGAAGUCCUUCAGCCUGUACAGCCGGGUCCAGGCCGCUUUCCGGAAUGCAGACGCGCCGUCACUGCAGGCCUUUGAUGAGAUGCUCAAGAACAUCCAGUCCCUCACGUCCUGAGCGCCUCGCCAGCCAGUGCCCCUUGCGGGCCCUGCCACCGUGAAUGGAAGCAGCAUGCACUUGGAAAUGCGGCCUUCUCGCCAGGCUCCCUGCCCGGCCCCUCAGACACCUUCUGUAUAGCGUGUAACAUAUUCCUGUACAUUGUCGGUAGCCAUUAAGGAAAAAGCUGAGCAUGUCAAAACAGAGAAAAGGAAAGAGUGGGUGAGCAGAGUGAUCUGACUAGCAGAGGCCGAGGGCAUGUGGGGUGGAGGCAGGAGCUGUGUCCUCGGCGCGUUGGCUUUCUUCCAGAGCACAGGCUCCUCCAGGGGAAGAUCUGGGCGGCAGCCAGGCGUUCUCCCCUGAGCAGAUGAGACGAGCGCGGGUGGGGUGUCCUGCUACACCUGUCAGCCGCUUGGUAAGCGGAGCAGAUGUGGCCAUGGCCUGUGAGGGCCCAGGAGGUGGUGAGGGCGUGGUUCCCCCCAGUGGGUGUGGAGAGGAUUUGCCCCCAGAUCAGAACUCCUGGGAGUUGUGUGUUGUUUUGUGCCCUUCCCCCACUGCCCCUCUUUUGCACCUGCUCCGUGCCCAGUUGCCCGGCACUUGUGGGGUGCUGGUGUCGUUUCACUGUAUAGUGCGUGCAGGUACAGUUCUGCAGUGUGGCCACUCUGGCACCCUGUGAAGCCUUUCCAACGUGGUCUGCUUGUCAGAGGCCGGGAGCUGUUCAGGACCCUGCAGUGUCCUGUCAGUGUGGGGAUGCUGAGUGCCCACGUGUCUUCAGCAUGGUUUCCCUGCAGUUAACGCCAGCAUUUUUAGACUCUACCAAGGUCUUGCUGCCAUCGGUGUCCCUGGAAGGACAGGGACUCUUGAAAUCUGCCCCCUUCCUGCCCUGUGGUUUGUUCAGCCUUGAGCCGACUUGCAGUAUGCGCAUCCCUCUCUCAGUGCAGGCCCCUGGUGGCCGCUCUGAGCCCUCCUCUGGGGGUGCUUGGGAUUUACCCCGCUGUUGAGAGAUCCCCUGGCAGUCAUGUGGUGCCUUCGCCUAGAGAUCAGCUGAGGACAUGCCAUGCAGUGUUUUGCUAAUUAAUUUCUCCCUGACUGGCCUUAAAAAAAUUUCCAUGGUCCUAGCUUCUGUUCACUGGCAACUCCCGACCAGCUUCACUCCCACUGCAGAACCAAGCAGCUCUGGCGGGGACCCUGUGUUCACACUGCCCUGGGAGGUGGAGAGGCAGGGGCGGAGCAGGGGCACCCUCCUGGGCAGAGCAGCACUGUCCUCCUGGCGGUGGGAGACACCAGGGCUCACCCUCCCGGAUUCUUCUGGGGUCCUCCAGCGAGCUUCGAGGGCUUGGCCCCCGUUUCUGGCAUUCUGUGCAGGGUUGAGCCUGACGUCUUUGUCACUUCCCUGUCGGAGAAGGCAGCCCGAGAAGGGUGGUUGCCCUGACCACAAGCUGUAAGGACAGUUGGGUGCAGAGACUGUGGCUGUAAGUUUUACCACUACUGAAAGAACUUCAAGAGAAUGCAUUUUCUAUGAAGGGCCUGUGGCUUGUCUGAGGGGCCUUUCUCCACUGGAGGAGUCCCUUCAGCAUUGAAGAGA